GCAAGCGGAUAGCACCUCAACCCCUACCUCUCCAGUAAGCAGAAGAUUCCAGCAACGGAACAACAUCAACUUACCCGUACCUACCGUACACUACAUAACUUACCUACAUCAACCCCCCUCAACCCCCAAACCUCCCAUCACACAUCCACAACUCAAAACCAACUAAGCCACCCACUCACGCACACCCUGAAAAACCAAAAAAGGAAAAAAAAAAAAAAAAAAUGCCCUGGCGCCCCCUCCACCCCACCGACCUCCCCGCCCUAACAACCAUCGCCAACGAAAUCCACCAAACCCUCCCGGAACGCCCGGAGAUAUUCGCCGAGCGCAUCCGCCUCUUCCCGGAAGGCUGCUGGGGCCUCGACGCCGAGAACAACGGCCAACUGGUCGGCUACGCCAUCUCGCACCCGAUCCGCGCGGGCCAGCCGCCGGCGCUGGACACGCUGCUGGGGCGGAUCGCGCCGGACGCAGACCAGUAUUACAUCCACGACGUGGCAAUCCUCCCGGGUGUGCGCGGACGGGGUCUUGCGGCGGAGGGGGUGCGGCGGCUUUUGGGGGUCGCGGAGCGGGGGCAUGAGACCACGGGGUUGGUGUCGGUUUAUGGCACGGAGAAGUUUUGGGGACGGUUUGGGUUUGGGGUUGUGGAGGUGGGAGAGGAGUUGAGGGCGAAACUGGGGGGUUAUGGUGGGGAUGCGGUUUUUCUUGUUAGGAGGAAUGAGGGUGCGAGGGGGUGAGGUAGAGGGGUUGAUUGGGGUUUGGCAAUCUCGCUGGGUAUAUGUCUGUUCUAUUUGGGCUCUAUUGGGUGUGAUUGCGGGACAUGUUGC
Molecule: messenger RNA, 821 nt
Organism: Aspergillus uvarum CBS 121591
Lineage: Eukaryota; Fungi; Ascomycota; Eurotiomycetes; Eurotiales; Aspergillaceae
Product: GNAT family N-acetyltransferase
Exons: 1
Coding region: 222-731 (169 amino acids)
Molecular function (GO): acyltransferase activity, transferring groups other than amino-acyl groups
Source: RefSeq, a predicted model, not a curated record